Messenger RNA from Rubroshorea leprosula, 810 nucleotides. The record is from the annotation of a GenBank genome assembly. Lineage: Eukaryota; Viridiplantae; Streptophyta; Magnoliopsida; Malvales; Dipterocarpaceae.
AGCUUCGAAUUUGGAUAAAGAAGAGGAAAUAUACAUCAGAAGAAGAAGAUGGGUACAGUGGAACCCAGUUUGGAAGAAUUGUUGGAGCAGAAGAAGCGCGUCAGGAACCCUCUUGUUCCAGUUGGUUUCCCCUUCGAAAUUUCAUUACUUUUUAAGUUUUGUCUGUUUGGACUCUGGUUUUGAAUCUUUCGGUACAUGUGCUUAGCAAAAUUUAAGGUAUUAAAUGAGAUGAAAAUAUAUUUGGUUGCAAGUUGAAACCUUCGGUUUAUUUUUAGUUUGACAUUCGGUGCUGCAGAUCCUUUGUUGGGAGAAAAACCCUUCUCUUUGAAUAGAUUUUCCCUAUUUCUUUUUCUUUUUUUAUUUAUAAUUGAUAAAGUGAUUUCCUUGGAUAGUUGAUUUGGAGAAAUUGAUUGUUAAUUUGGAUCCAGGCAUCCAGCAGUGGCUUUGACAAGGAAUUGCAUAGCUUCUGCCAGAAGUUCGGACUCAACUUUUACAUGGCUACUGAGGUACACUUAUGACUACAGGGGUCGUCACUCCUCACUGCUGGAUUAGUCAGUUUCAGGUGAGGCAAUUCACAGUUGGGUCAGAUCUUAAUGAGAGCGAGGGUGGUUGUUCAGGGGGCCACAGUGGCAUUUAUAGUUGGCACAGCAUGCUACUAUGGUGUGGAAAUCCCUGGAAAUCAAGUUAGACUCUCUGCCUUGCUUACAGUUUUUCAAAGUUUCGUGUGGUCCUUAUCCGAAAACAAUACGAUGUAGGAGACAAAGGUUCCUUGUUGGAAAACAUUUUUGCCUGCAAUCAGACAAAAUUUUG